CCCGCCUUCCUGGUUCUCUAGUGCAGGCCACUUAGGACUCUGACAGUUUUUAAGCUGAGCUGGGGCUUGGAUAUUAAGCACUCCCAAGAAGUGUGUGUUCUUUUUUCGGCCUGUGGCAAGGCUUUGUACAGGCAGACCAGGCAGACAGAGGGAAGCUCCAAAGAGGAAGGGGAUGGGGGAACCAGUACUUCCCAAGAACAUCCCACACCUGCACAACAGAGAGGACAAGCCAUCAGGAACCAACAUGGUGGAAGAGAAGUCCACAACUCCCUCGGUUGCAAAGCUGGCAGGAAAAUUCCAAGAUCAGUCAUCUCUGUCUGGAAAGGAGAUACCAGUCACUAAACCAGCCCGUAGAAAACCACCAUGCUCCCUUCCUCUCCACACAAACAAGGCAGAGCUUGGCCAGAAUGGUGAGCUAAAGCCAUCUCCAAAUGCUUCACAACCUCUAAAGGUUAAGGUAAAAAGCUCUCCCCUAAUUGAAAAGCUACAGGCCAAUCUGGCAUUUGCUCCAGCUGCCCUGCUGCCAGGAGCUUCUCCGAAAAGCCCUGGCCUAAAAGUAAUGGUUUCUCCAUUUAACAGCCCUCCAUCCACUCCUGUCAGCCCAAAGUCUCAAUCAAGUGAAGCUGAUGAGACACCAGUUAGUUUUGAUAAGCCACCAGAGGGCACUCAUCUUCAAUUUUAUAACAAGGUACGCACACGGGGAUCAAUAAAACGCAGACCACCCUCUAGAAGAUUUCGAAAGUCUCAAUCAGAAUAUGGAGAUGACCUAGAUAUAGGGGUGACAGUUUCAUCUCAGGAGAAUGGUGCCGAGGAGGAGAAUGGUGUAUUUAUGGACAAGAAAAAGGCAACAAAGUCACUCUCUCCCCCUGUGGAUGGUCUAGAUCACCAUGAGAAACAAAAAGAGAUAGGAUCUGAUGAAAACCCCCCACCAGGACUAGUGUCCAGAAGAACAGAAAGCAAAGAGACAGAAGCAGGAGCAGGAGCAGAAGAAACGGUAUUAUGCAAAGACAGCAAAGAAGAGAAGCCACAUCAGAAUGUUUCAGAGGGAAAUUCAUGUGAGAACAUCAAAGACGACAAAGAGAAGAAUCCAGAUCAUGACAAUGCAGAGGAUACAAAAAUAAAAUCACAGAAGAGCAGUUUGAGGGAUAGGGAAGAUGGUAUUGCUUCUGACCAGGAAAUAAAAGAUAAAGGAGAGAGGGUGGCUCAAUUAAGAGAGAGUGAGGACACACAGCUGAUAUCAGACAAACAAGACACUGCAACUCCAGAGCUUGCAGGAGACACAGAAACCUGUACAAGCUCCAGAGUGUGAUAGUAGUAAAAUCAUUGGGCACACAGUAAAUGGGAAACCAAGGUUAUGGAGGGAUUCCCACUACAGUACUUUCUUAUGAAUGAGCAAAAGCUCUUCCUUAAAGGAAAACCCCAAAGAUAUCAGUGUUAUCCUUUUCCUUUGGCAGUUUUUAGGCUAUUUACUGCAGCAAUCUGGUCAUCUGUGAUGGAGGAUAGCCUGAUACAGACAAUUAACAUUCUAGGCUUUUUAAGCUGGUGGCACACCAAGAAGAACGAUUGCGCAGAGAAUUAUUGUAUGUUGACUUAAGGAAUGCAACAAUUACUGGGGCUUUUUAAGCAUUUUUCAUAUAGAAAGAACUAUCAUGCAUAUUAGUUACGUUUUCUGAUUAAAGUGGACAUUUCCAAA
Molecule: messenger RNA, 1693 nt
Organism: Podarcis raffonei (Aeolian wall lizard)
Lineage: Eukaryota; Metazoa; Chordata; Lepidosauria; Squamata; Lacertidae
Gene: RCSD1
Product: RCSD domain containing 1
Exons: 6
Coding region: 173-1309 (378 amino acids)
Biological process (GO): protein localization to endosome; retrograde transport, endosome to Golgi; skeletal muscle contraction
Cellular component (GO): WASH complex; early endosome
Molecular function (GO): phosphatidylinositol phosphate binding; retromer complex binding; actin filament binding
Source: RefSeq, a predicted model, not a curated record